Molecule: messenger RNA, 2130 nt
Organism: Sclerotinia borealis F-4128
Lineage: Eukaryota; Fungi; Ascomycota; Leotiomycetes; Helotiales; Sclerotiniaceae
Source: the annotation of a GenBank genome assembly
AUGGAAGAUCCUUCUUUACGCACCUGGGCACGCGCAUCUGGCGAAGGCUUGCUUGUUUUCAAUAAUCUAGAUAUUUAUAUCUGUCAUGAUGAUUAUCAAAACUAUCUCGAAUGCGAAAGAAAGCUUAAGGAGAAGUUCUCACUUUACAAAGACAAGAGGUGGUGUAACCACCCUAGACACAUAGAGGAGGCGAUAGUAAUCUCCCAAAGAAACAUCGAGAAUCACCACAAAAAGAUGCAGAAGGUCCUCGACUUUUUUGAGGUAGAGAAGCCUGACACCAUUGUAAACCAGAUGAUGAGCCGGAAAUGGACUCGCAUAGGGAGGCCGCUCUUCAAUUCCGAUUUCGGCCGCUUUGAACACAAGAUUCGUAGACACCGCGACCUCUUGGAACUAUCGGAGAAGUAUAUUUGGGAUCAUCCUAACAUCGCUUCAACACCAGUACAAUUAGCAAUAUCGAAACGUCUUUCCAGGGUGCGCGAGAUGCAGGAAAAAGACUAUAAGCUGCUUGGCCAAGGCCAGAAUAUAAUUGAUGGUAUUGAUUCUCUUAGCAUGGUCAGAUGGCUUUUCGAUAUGGUGAUCAUGGGCUUAAGAUCUCUCGAAACACUCGUGGAAUGGUCAGACUCGAGCUCUAAUCUAAUAAAGGUCAUUCAGAAGUGCAGGAAAAUCCUGACGGAAUCACAUGCUGUGAAAAGAUUCCGUGAUAAAUUAGUAGAUGGAAGUUCUAAGGAGAGCGACGAAUCUAUCAUCGAGGCUAGGUCUUCGAGAUUAAUCAAUCCAGUUCGAAAAGAAUGCCUUCAAAUCUUCUUGGAGAUCUUGUUUAUUCUUGUUAUUACUGGAAAUAUCGACGAUUGCGCCGGGGAUUAUUGGACCUCUCUCGAGGCGAUUGUUUACAAACCAACGAUUAGUGCUGUAUAUUGGAGAGGCUUUUACGACUCAGAAGAUCACGAUUGCUCUCAUCGUCUAAGAGAGAACUUUAUACUGGAAUCCACAGCUGAUCAAUACCUAGAGCGCAUCGAGAUUGACGUGCGUCGCUUCAAGUCUCUGGUCACUUCUGAGCCUGAAAAGGUUCUAAUUAUGUUUACAGACACUGUGAUCGAAAGCGAAAUUAGCGGGCGUCGUAUGAAAGUGGAUGCAGAGGUCAUUACUAAAGAAAAUGAUGGAGACUUCAAGUAUCUAGCUUACAAGUAUGCAAAACUUGUCACUAAAUCUCUCCAUAACAACGCGAAGGACGACGAUUUACUUAUUGGGAAUACCGCCCGGCUCUUGCUCAAGAGUGAAUUACCCCACGAAUCUGAGAAUCUAAAGCUCAUUUCCAUUCCUCCAACCGAGAUUGAUAGAUUGGAGGAGGUCAUCAGGGGCUUAGAUAAUCUGCUCUCUGACUACAGCCCUAUGAUCAUAUCGCAUUCCUCUGACGAAAUAUGGAGAAAGGCAUACCUCUGGCAGCACUUCGGAUAUUCUGAGUUUGACCGAGCUUUGAAUGAGCUCUGUGGCCCUCAUUCUCUCUAUCUAUCAGGUAUCAAUCUUGAUACACUCCUGAUACCCAAGAACCCACGUUGGAAACUCGUAUGUCAGCUUAAAAGAGAUCGCUUGAUCGAAUUUAAGGAAUUCGAAAAUAAGCAACGGGGAAAUCAGUCAGGCUUGGUUGCUACUGAUAACAUUAAACUCCAAUUUUUGUUCAAUCGCACGCUUAUUGGGAUUGAUAGUUUGCGGAUCUCAAUAGCGCGCGGAAAAUUCGAGUUCGAUAUCAAAAGUCAGAGUAUUCAUACUACGCUUCAGAAUAUUCGAGCCUAUUUACGUGAUGAUGCAACGACUCUGCAUGAUACAAUCAAGUAUGAAGACGAACCUAGCCUUUCUCGGUCAAAGAUUGAUUUCUGCAAGUUGAUGAUCGCACUUCUGAUCCAAAUCGAUUUCCUUCUCAUUGAGACUACCGGCAUCGAUCAGGGUGUAUGCUAUAAAGACAAUCUUACAAAGUUUCUCCGGGAUGGGACAUCAAGAUAUUACGUGGAGGCAAUGCGUAGCAUUUUCGAAGAGGAGUGUCAGAAUUGCACUGAGAAAUAUCCUCAGUUUGAGAGACGCUCCACUGCUAUGCGGAAGCUUGCCGAUAAGAUACAUUACGUCAAAUUCAUAUAA